GCUUUCGCGCAGAAUGUAAAGCAGGAGGCACGUAAAUAACCCAAAACGGUUCCGGCCCGGUUUCGUCUUCGUCGUCGUCGCGUGUUCUGUUCGCAUUAGCUGCCCAAGGGAGUGAUGCCGGGCUUAACGAAUUAUGUGGGUCGGACGAAAUUAGGAGUUUUGCUGCAUCGUUACGCACGCAGUUAUGCGCAUUUUUGUGUUGUGCCGCGGUAGCUUCCCGAUAAGUGCCUUUAUCAAAUGAGUAUUCAGGCUUGAAGGCCACCCCCCCAUCCCUUGGCGCCUGAAAUCGCUUCUUGCCGUUGGUGUUCUUCGUCAUAGAUUGCGCGGCAUCGUCUUUGUUUUGUCCAGUUUGCAGAGAAUUUUGCGUUCAAAGCGAUUGGGCUCGGUUGAGGAGAAUGCAGGAGAACGCACACCUAUAGGCGCCGGUCAACCAAAAAGAAGACCCAACAAAGCGAUGGUUUCUUAUCUCCGGGGCUGCAGCCUUACCAAUACGGAUUGCGCUAUAUUCCUUGCAUCGCUGUUAUGAUGAUUCAUGUCAUUCGAAUCGUAAUAAAGCGAUAAUAAUUUAAUAACCUAAACCAGGACUGGUUUUUGUGGAUGCAUGGAAUUUCAAUGUAUCCGAUAGUAAACUCGCGUAACGGCAGUCGAGAUCAAAUCCCUUUCUGAAUGGCUCCUCUUUCCAGUUCUAUCAUCAAGUUUCUUUCUUUCUCUUCUUUUCUCUCGGAAUUCCCGGCUUCAUCUUCUCUGCAAAAAACCAUAUUCAUCAUCAUCAUCGUCGUCCGCAUUAUCAACCAAAACGUACAUACACACAUCAUCCGCCGGGCUACAAACAAAGUGAUAGAUGGUGGAAAACAGGUGUUGAGAGAGGGUGGAGGAGAAGCGGUCACGUUGGUGCGGGUGAAUAACGAAUCAAAGACAGUCGUCGAAAACAGUCAUCACUGGUCCCCCUCCUUACCUUAAAUUCAUUAGGCGGUAUUGUGCGAUCAUGCUAUGGUUGCUUCGAUAGUUGCACCUACAAGAUCAAACUCGGUGGCCCUAUCAUACUAAGCUGUAGCUGUGGUGUAGCAUCCUUCAUUGCUAGUAGUAGAUAGUAAAGAAUCAACCUCACCAAUAUUCUUCAUGCCAAUGUAAUGCUGAAAGGCGAAGCUUAAAAGGAACAGACAUUAUUGACGCCAAUUGCAAACCGAUAGCAAAAGCUGUUAGUGGAAUCACUAAAGAAACAAGGAUACUAACAAUUGUCGCGCAAUAACAUCAUUACACCAGUGAUUCAAAAUGGGACAGUCGCUAUCAGAGCCGGAAACAUCGAAAGAGACAGCCUUCUGUCAGAAUGAUUACUACAAGGUUGGGUCCAGUUGUAUGCAGGGCUGGCGCAUGCACAUGGAAGACUCACACACACACAUUCUUUCGCUACCGGACGAUCCGGGAACCUCGUUCUUCGCCGUGUACGAUGGACACGGUGGUGCCAAGGUAGCCCAGUACGCCGGGAUGCACCUGCACAAGUACAUUACCCGGCGGGCUGAGUACGGGACGGACCUCAAAGUGGCGCUACAGCGUGGUUUUCUGGAUCUAGACGAAGCCAUGUUCAACAUCGAUGACCUGCGCGAACAGAUGUCCGGUUCGACGGCGGUGGUCGUGCUUAUCAAGGAUAACCAGCUAUUCUGCGCCAACGCAGGGGAUUCGCGUGCAAUCGCAUCCGUGAACGGCCGAUUGGAUGUGCUAUCGUUCGACCACAAGCCGAUGAACGCAACGGAGAUGGAGCGGAUUCGUAACGCCGGCGGGUACGUAGAGUACAAUCGCGUCAAUGGAUACCUUGCCCUCUCCCGUGCGCUUGGUGACUUCGGUCUCAAGCGUAAUCAGGAGAAGAAACCCGAAGAGCAGAUGGUCACGGCGUUCCCCGACGUCGAGGAGCGUGAGGUGACGGAAGACUGGGACUUUCUGGUGAUUGCGUGUGACGGUAUUUGGGACGUGCUGUCCAGUCAGUCAGUGCUCGAGUUUGUGCAGGACGAAAUCGCUCAGGGUUUGUAUCCGCAAAAGAUUUGUGUGAACUUGAUGGUACGCUGUCUAGCGCCAGAUUGUCAGAUGGGAGGCAUCGGUGGUGACAACAUGACCGUGAUUAUCGUUUGUUUUCUACACGGCCAACCUUACGAGCAACUAGUAGAGCGAUGUAAGGUUGCGGUUGCGAAACGCGAAGCAAAGGCCAAGAAACGGCAGCAAAGGAAAUCGUCACACAGUGGGGACGAGACAGUAGCGGGUUCUUCCGACGUAUCCACAAAGGAAGAGGACGACGGUCGCGUAAGGAAUGGGCGUGUGCUAGAGGAUGAUUCGUCUGGAAGUGAUAGUGAGCGAUCGGAUGAAGCACGUGCGCCGCCUACCCCUACCCCCGCUGUUGCUGUACCGGAAGGUGCAGCCACUUCCAGUACCUCGUUAACUUCUACCGAAAAGAAAGAUCAAUCAAAAGCAGUACAGGACGAUGAAUCGCUCGAACAGGCCACCAAAAGCAGUCACAAAGAUAAGGUAGCGGAUGACGAUUUGAAGUCUCCGCAACCUUAUAUCAUGGACGAUGAAACUAGUGAAGAGAUCGAUCUAAAGUAGAGAGCUCCCUAGGCACGGGAGAGGAUGGCGAAGUUGGGCUUCUUUCCUUUCCACUUUAAAUAAUGCCCACACGAUAGCUUGCCCGAGAGAACUAAAAAGCCCAACCGGUUUGUGCAUCACUCAUUUUAAGCGAUUUUGUUUGUAAUGUUAGACGUUUUUUCUUUGUUUUCCCUUUUCAUACGGUACAUGUUACGUGGCGUAACCUUUGAACGCGGGGUCUCUAGAAUAAUAGUAAUAUGAUGAUGAUGAUGAUAUUUUAAAAACAAAACAAAACGAAGGCCAACUUUCUUCCUAACGUGCGCGCGCUAGCAAAUACCAAAUACUGUACAGCAGAAGAUAGUGUAGACAUGGACAGUUCAUACCAAAAGUAAUGGCGCGGAAGCAAAAGAAGUAGAAGUGUGCAGGUGAACAACCUCCCAACUACACGGCGCGGGGCAACUGUCCUACUGUUAAGCAAGUAUGUAAGCGUACAAAGCACUCCCAACAAUGGCGGUGUCGGCGGUGUUACUGAAAGCUAACUGAAUUAACCAUUCGGUACCGACAGCGUUUGGACCGUUCCUGCAACUACGAUACGCUUUCUCUCAGUGAUCCCUAUCCCAGUGUCCCCGACACGAGCUAUAUCGCAUCGGUGCACUGAAAAACCUGAAUGAGUUGAGCUUGUGAAGAGACACCUGAGACUGCUUUCCUCAUUCACAAUAAUAAUGCUCAUGCUAUCCUCGUCGCGUGGUCUAGCCACCGUGUAUCUUGUUCCUGUAAAUAGGCUGAAUCUUUUAUAUACCAAAAAAUAUCUACAUUCGGCACGGGCGCAAGGUACGAGGGAUGGAUGUAGUAGUAUCACCGGUCAGCAUAUAGACUGCAUGCUGCAUGCAUCCGUUUACCGAGCAUAUCUUUUUUUGCUGCUGGGUAUAUGUCAUAAGGCUAGUACAUAGCUGCCUGGAAGGAUAGUAGGGAGCGUGGGGACAGUAUGGGCUAUGUAUGUAAAUAUCGGCCUGAACGAUGGUCGUACCGAUGUUGAACAAAAACAAUACAUAACAUCUAUUGGUAACUAUCCGAUCUGUAUGCUAUUAAAUUAUACAUGAAUACAUGUGGAAAUAUAUAUACAUAUAUAUUUUCUUUUUCGAGAUAAACAGUUAGUAG
This is a messenger RNA of Anopheles darlingi, 3729 nucleotides long. Its product is annotated as probable protein phosphatase 2C T23F11.1. Gene Ontology annotation, biological process: protein dephosphorylation. Bases 1273 to 2592 code for a protein of 439 amino acids. The record is from RefSeq and is a predicted model, not a curated record. The transcript has 2 exons. NCBI's taxonomy places the organism in Eukaryota, Metazoa, Arthropoda, Insecta, Diptera, Culicidae. Gene Ontology annotation, molecular function: cation binding; protein serine/threonine phosphatase activity.